Messenger RNA from Cervus elaphus (red deer), 2777 nucleotides. It is a transcript of the gene AP5Z1, whose product is annotated as adaptor related protein complex 5 subunit zeta 1. The coding region runs from base 111 to 2534 and encodes 807 amino acids. Gene Ontology annotation, cellular component: AP-5 adaptor complex. The record is from RefSeq and is a predicted model, not a curated record. The transcript is spliced from 17 exons. NCBI's taxonomy places the organism in Eukaryota, Metazoa, Chordata, Mammalia, Artiodactyla, Cervidae.
GUGAGGCGGCACGCUGCGCGGCCCGGAAGCCGCGUCGCUGUGGGCCCUGCUCCGCGAGUCGCCCGCGGCAGGAGCGCACGGCCCGCCCUCAGGGCGGCGGCGGCGGUGCGAUGUUGGCGACGGGGACGGAGAGUCUGCUCCGCCAGGCCAGGGAGGUCGGGGCCGAGGAGCUAGGCAGGUUCUGUGCCCGCGUCAGCGCACUGCUGCAGGCGGAGGACUGGGGCCCCGACACCCUGGACGCCCUGCGGAGGCUCUUCCUCAUCGUGGCGGCCACCAAGUAUAGCAGGAGGCUGGAGCCUGCGUGUGUGGCGCUGCUGCAGACCGCCCUCUGCUCGCCCCGCUGCCCCGAGCGGCUCCAGCUGCUGUGUGCCGCUGUGCUGAGAGAGAUGGCGCCCUCCGACAGCCUGAGCCUGUCCUGCGACCACGCGCAGAGCUCGCGGCAGCUGGGCCUGGUGGCCUCCGUGCUCUUGGCCCAGGGCGACCCACAGCAGGUCAGGACCAUGGGCCAGCGUGUCAUCAAGGUCUUGGAGAGUCGGCAGCCUGAGGGGCCCAGCCUGACGCACCUCCUCCCGGUCGUGUCCAAGGUGGCCAGCCUGGCCCCGGAUGCCCUUCCUGGAGAGCAGACCAAGGCGCUCAGCAAGCGGCUGGGGGACUGGCUCCGCUAUGCCAGUGUCCAGCAAGGGGCGGCCCACGCCUCCGGGGGCUUCUUCUCCGCACCCAGAGCCCGGCAGCCGGGCCCUGUCACCGAGGUGGACGGGACUGUGGCCACGGACUUCUUCACAGUGCUGUCCACGGGCCAGCGCUUCACGGAGGACCAGCGGCUGAACGUGCAGGCCUUCUCCAUGCUGCGGGGCUGGCUGCUGCAGGGCGGCCCCGCACACCCCAGCGCCACGGAUGCAGAUGACAGGUCGGAGCUGGAGGGCUCUACCGUGUCCGUGCUCUCGGCCGCCUCCACUGCCAGCCACCUGCUGCCGCCCGCUGAGUGGCUGCGGGAGAAGGCCCUGGAGUACUGCCAGCGCCUCCUGGAGCAGAGCGGCCGGCGAGCCCUGAGGAAGGCCGACUCGGACCUGCAGAAGGCAUGCCUGGUGGAGGCCGUGCUGGUGCUGGACGUGCUCUGCCGGCAGGACCCCGCCUUCCUGUACCGCGUCCUCCCGUGCCUGCGGGCCCUGCGGACCCGGCUCUGCGGGGACCCGGCCUGCGCCCGCGCGCUGCUGCCCGUCGCCCGGUUCUUCCUGCGGCACGGGGAGGCCGCCGCAGUGGACGCCGAUGCUGUCUACCAGCACCUCUUCACCAGGAUCCCGUCGGAACACUUCCACAGCCCGAUGCUGGCCUUCGAGUUCGUCCAGUUCUGCAGGGACCCCCUUCUGCUGCUCGGCAGCAACCUGGACCUUCUCAAGACCAGCUUCCCCAACCUCUUCAAGUUUCAGGCCUGGAGCAGUCCAGCCCUCACGUCCGAGUUUGUGGCGCUCCUGCCGGCGCUGGUCGACGCAGAGACGGCCGUGGAGAUGCUCCACCUGCUGCUGGACCUGCCGAGCCUGACCGCAGCCUUGGACCUGCAGCUCCGGUCGUCGCAGGCUGCAUCUGAGAGGCCGCUCUGGGACAUCUCUGUGAGAGCCCCCGGCUGCCUGGAGGCCUUGCGGGACCCCCAGGCUCAGGGCCUCUUCCAGCACCUGCUGCGCGCCAAGGCCAGCGGGACCACAGAAAGGUUGACGCCGCUCCACCAGCUGCUGCAGCCCCUGGCCAGCUGCGCGCGGGUAGUCCAGUGUGCGCAGGCCGUGCCCACCCUACUCCGAGCAUUCUUCGCGGCAGUGACGCAGUUCGCCGACGGGGCCCUGGCCAGCCGGCUGGCGCUGCUGCUCCUGGAGAGAAGUGAUGCGCUUUUCCAGGUUGAGGGGUAUGAAGCCGACGUGCACAGGGUGCUGAGCUCCCAGUUCCCGGCCCUGUGCAAGCUGCACCCCCCGCUGGUGGUCGAGCAGGCCAAAGAGCUGCUGGAGUUCGUGGGCAGCCUGGGGGGGCCCUCUGGCACCGGGUACAUGCUCACGUCUGUGGUGUGGGCCAUCGGCGAGUACCUCUCAGUGUCCUGGGACCGGCGCUGCACCGCAGAGCAGAUCAGCAGGUUCUUCGAAGCUCUGGAGGCCCUGCUCUUCGAGGUCACUCAGGCUCGGCCCUCCACUGCCCUUCCCAAGUGUCCUCCACAGGUCAUCACUGUGCUGAUGACCACGCUGACCAAGUUGGCCUCCCGGAGCCAAGACCUGAUCCCCAGGGUCUCUCUGCUCCUGUCCAAGAUGAGGACCCUGGCCCAGAGCCCAGCCGCAGGCCCCGUGCACAGUGAAGACGACCUGGGAGCUGUCCGCACACGGGCCACCGAGCUGCUAAACCUGCUCAAGAUGCCCAGCGUGGCCCAGUUCGUGCUCACGCCCAGCGUGGAGGUGUCCCAGCCCCGCUAUCACCGCGACUCCAACACAGCCCUGCCCCUGGCCCUGGACAUGGUCAGCCGGCUGCUGGAGCGGGAGGCAAGCCUCCUGCCAGGGUGAGGGGACGGGGGCCCAGUGGGCGCCAGGCUGCAGAGCCUGCUGUUCCGUCCCUGCCAUGGCCUCAGGGGUCGGAGAGGCUUGGGGAGGAGGUCACCAUCUCAGCCUCGGUCUCUGCCUCCUCUGGUGGGGACAGCAGAGUCUCGGCUUUGGCCCCUCUUGGGACUAGGUGAAGGCUGAUCUGUGUCCUGCUGUUAUUUGGGGGCAAGAGGAGAUAAAACAAAAAUAAACCUCCUUCACAAAACA